Messenger RNA from Triticum aestivum (bread wheat), 660 nucleotides. Its product is annotated as copper-transporting ATPase PAA1, chloroplastic-like. The record is from RefSeq and is a predicted model, not a curated record. NCBI's taxonomy places the organism in Eukaryota, Viridiplantae, Streptophyta, Magnoliopsida, Poales, Poaceae. Bases 32 to 430 code for a protein of 132 amino acids. The transcript is spliced from 3 exons.
GCAGAGCAGCGAGACACGUCGUACUAGAGCAAUGGAGCCAGCCGUAAUCACAGCAGCGCCGCCGGCCUCGGCGGCCACGCGGCUCCUCCCCACGUCCAUCGGCGGAGGCGGGGACAGGGGCGGCGGUCGCUCCGAUGGAGGAGGAGGCGGCGGCGGCGGAGGAGGAGGAGACUCUGGUGCCGGCGCUGCAGCGGCGAUGGCGCUCGUCGAGGCCGGGAUGCUGGACGGCAGCGACGUCAUCCUGCUCCACGUCGGGCCUGAGGUUGCUUCUGCCACGAUCGACUUGGCCAAGGCGGCCGCGGUGGUGCGGACAACACCGGAAGCCAUGGCGACCAAGGACUGGCACAAGGAACUUGGGGAGAAGCUUGCAAAUCACCUAAGAAAUUGUGGAUUUGAAUCUCAUAUGCUUGAUGAAGCCGAACAAAGUUGAUUCAGCGUCGGCACUCUUGAAGUUCUUGACAGUCGGAUGGUCUUGUUGAAGGCAGUAACUACUCUUGCAAAAGUUGUGCAUGUGGUUGUGGCAAUAUGAGAAAUGUUUUGCGUCGAGUUCUGUAGUCUUAAGUCAAAUCUCCAUUAAUUGCAUAAACCAUCACAUUGUGGGCUAGAUUUGCAGGACACACGGGUUUACAGGUUUGGAAUAAAAAAACCACGGAUUCUCAG